GGCCAAGUGGACUGUCGCAAGGGGAGCUGGGAAUGGCCUGGUGCUGGGGGAGAGGUCCCAGAGGGCCAGGGAAGGCCGAAGCCAGAGAAUGGGGUUUUGCAGAGGGUAGACCACGAUCCCUCUGCUAAGCACACACCCUGCUGAGCACCGGGAAUUGAGCAGUGCCUGAGACAGAGUGUCUGCCCUCAGGGGGCUUCCAGUGGGGAGCCAGAUAAAUACACCAUGUCAUUGCAGCAGGACACAGGAUAAACAAGGCCAGCAAAAGGUGGCCUCUGAGGAGGGAUGAAACAAGCAAUCCAGCUGUGGAAGGAACUGGAGAACAGCCGUUCCAGACAGCUGACAGCAAGUGCAAAGGACCCGAGGCAGCGGCAGCGAUAAGCCUGGUCGCCUCCACUUUCAGACCAAGGGCCCUAGAGGAUGGAGGCCUCAGGGUGGUGGCCGCUGGUCACUGUGCUCAUGGCUGCAACUCCUCUUCUGGCCCAAGGAGACUCUGAGCUCGCGAACCCUGGCCCCAAAGACAGCCCUUCCAGGCCGGCCCUGCCCUGCCACAGAAUCUCCGUGAGCAACAUCGACUUUGCCUUCGGCCUGUACAGACGGCUGGCGCUGGGCGCCCCUGGAGAGAACAUCCUCUUCUCCCCGGCGAGCAUCUCCCUGGCCUUGGCCACAGUUUCCCUCGGGGCCCCGGCGGCCAGCAGGACCCAGCUCCUGGAGGGCUUGGGGUUCAACCUCACCGUGACGUCCGAGGCCGAGAUCCAGGAGGGCUUCCAGGAUCUGCUGCUUAGGCUCCCCACGCGGGGGUCCCACCUGCUCCUGACCACAGGCCAGAGAAGCUUCCGCAGCCUGGACCCCGGAGCCACCCAGAAACACAUCAAGGAGUAUGUGGAGGAGCAGACCCAGGGGAGACUUGGGGCCUGGGUGGAGGACCUCCGGGAGGAAGGUGCUGAGGUUCUGGUGAAUCACGUGGCUCUCAGAGCUGAGUGGGCACAGCCCUUCGACCCCGGGGCCACCAGCCUGAAGGCGUUCUUCCUGGACGAGCGCAGGGCUGUGCAGGUCCCCAUGGUGAAGCAGAAGGCCAGCCACCGCUUCCUCCACGACCCCGAGCUGCAGUGCACCGUGCUGCAGAUGGACCACGCGGGGAACGCCACCACCUUCUUCGUCUUCCCCAACAGGGGCAAGCUGGGGCAGGUGGAGGAGGCGCUGCUGCCCGAGACGCUGAUCAAGUGGGACAGUCUGCUCAGGACCAGAGAACUCGACUUCUACUUCCCCAAAUUUUCCAUUUCCAGCACCACCAGACUAGAGACGCUCCUCCCACGAGUGCCUGUGGGCGGAGGCCUCCCGGGGCAGCCUGGACGGGGCAUCUCUAGGGACCAUGGCUUCGCCGCCCCCGUUCCACACCACUGCAACCCCCUGUGCCAAGACGCCGGGCUCUCUCUGGAGCUGGCUCAGGUCAGGCCAGGCCCCACAAAGGAAUGAAAGGAAACCCACAGAGCCAGCCCCCUGCCAGGGAGGAAGCAGAGGGCAGAGCUGGAGGCUGGGGGAGGGUGACAGCCUCACCCCCACACCUCCCUGUCCCCUUCUCAAGGACAUUCACCAGGCCCAGCCCCAACCAGGUGCCACAUCAGCACCCCCCAGUGGACAGAUGAGGCAAGUGCUGCCAUCCCAUUUUGUAGAUGAGAUUGAGUUUGCAGUGUAUUAGUUCCUGUGCUGCUUCAGUAACAGACUACCAGGGACCAGGUAAUCUGUAAAUUGACUACCUCAUGGUGCCGGAGGCUGGGGAGCCCGAGGUGAAGGGGCUCCGCCUGGUGAGUACUUCUGGCUGUGUCAUAACAAGGAGGAAGUCCAAGCCAAAGCUCAGAGAGAAAAUGGGCCCAAUCCUCCUUCCUUCAGGAACCCAUUGCUGUGGUGACCGGCCCCUCGCCCGUGGUGGCAUUAAUCCAUUUGUGAGAUCAGAGCCCCCACAGUCUAAUCCCCUCAAAGGCCUGCCUCUUAGUCCUGCUCCUGGCAAUGACUCUCCACACGGGCCUUGGAGGGGCCAAGGGAAUUACCCCCAGUGACCACGCUAGUUAGUGUCCAGCCAGGAUCUGGGCCCGGGCAAGUCGUUGAGCACCGGGACCUGCAUUUGUCUCCUCAACCAUCCCUGGGCACCUCCCCAUUACCCGCAUGUCACACACACCCCAGAGGGGACAGUGGGUUUGAGGCCAGGCAGGCCUAGGCCUGGCUUUGUCUCACCUUAGCUGUGUGGCCUUGGGCUACAUCACCUCUCUGGGCGAUUGGGACCCUGGACCCUGUCUCAGGGGGAACACCUUGUCCAAUGUCACAGCAGCACAGGGUCCUCCAGCUUCAGGCUAGGUGAAGUUUCACACUCAGCAAUGGUGAUAAAAGAGAUGUGAUGGUGGAGUGAGGAAUUGGUUGGCCCUGGACAGAGCUGGGGUACAAAGAUAGAGCCGUGAGCAGAGCAAAGUUAGCAUCAGGUGGAUGCAGUGGCAGGACAGACCAUGAGCACACAAACAGACCUGCAAUAGGUCAGGUGGCAAUAAACCCACAGAUAUAGCAGUGUAAGUGGGUGGGGAUGGGGUCUGUCCAAGGAACACUAGUCUUGGAGUUCUUGAUGGGAAAGUGACCUGAAUAAGGGGAGGAAAGGAGUUCUUGGUAGAGUGCUCAAUAUGUGCAAAGGCCCUGAGGCAUGACCACGCCAUCCAAAGCCAGUGAGGCUGGAACACAGUAGACAAGAAGAAGUGCCGUGGGAGGUGGAGAGGACAGAACUCUUCAAGAUCAAUAAGACUUUGAUUUCCCCAAGAGUGAGACAGAACUCCACAGAGGGCUUUAACAGAAGAGUGAUGUAAUGAAUUCCCCUAAGUUAGAAAAAGAUAAUAAAUUACACAGGGGUGAGAGCACAGAGCAGCUGAAAGGCGAUGGAUGAGGGGGAACAGGUGGAGCUGGGAUUUGGACCUGGGCAGAUAGUUCCCAAGUCCAGGCUUGUACGCGUGUCCACAGUGCCCUCAGGAGGCUGUGACGGCUCUAUAAAUGAGGGAGAUGGUUCCCGUUCAGCUCCUCCCUGUCCCGUUUCUCU
Molecule: messenger RNA, 3070 nt
Organism: Marmota monax (woodchuck)
Lineage: Eukaryota; Metazoa; Chordata; Mammalia; Rodentia; Sciuridae
Product: putative serpin A13
Exons: 5
Coding region: 418-1473 (351 amino acids)
Biological process (GO): negative regulation of endopeptidase activity
Molecular function (GO): serine-type endopeptidase inhibitor activity
Source: RefSeq, a predicted model, not a curated record